This is a messenger RNA of Colletotrichum chrysophilum, 1326 nucleotides long. RefSeq lists its product as uncharacterized. Gene Ontology annotation, cellular component: cytoplasm. The transcript has 2 exons. Bases 1 to 1326 code for a protein of 441 amino acids. Gene Ontology annotation, molecular function: homogentisate 1,2-dioxygenase activity. Gene Ontology annotation, biological process: L-phenylalanine catabolic process. NCBI's taxonomy places the organism in Eukaryota, Fungi, Ascomycota, Sordariomycetes, Glomerellales, Glomerellaceae. The record is from RefSeq and is a predicted model, not a curated record.
AUGCCAGUCACCGACUUCUCCGUUCAAGAGAAAUACGAAUAUCUCAACGGCUUUGACUCAUUCCAUGAGUCAGAGGCCAUUAAAGGUGCACUGCCAGUUGGAGCGAACUCGCCCCAGAAAGCUCCAUAUGGCCUGUAUGCAGAGAAGCUCUCGGGCACAGCAUUCACAGCACCACGACAUGAGAACUUGCAGACAUGGCUCUACCGCAUCAUCCCUGCUGCGUCCCACUCCUCCUUUGAGCCGUUGCGGGAGAAUGGCCCCAAAUCUGGCGGUCAGAUCCACCAGAUCCCCAACCAACUUCGCUGGGAUCCGUUCGACAUCAGCAAUGAUACCGAUUGGAUUAGCGGUCUGAGGCCCGUUGGCGGUGCUGGUGAUCCAGCGAUGAAAACUGGCCUGGGCAUCUUCAUUUUCGCUGCCGGGAAGAGCAUGGACGCCAAAACCGCGAUGUAUUCGUCGGACGGCGACAUGCUCAUUGUACUCCAGCACGGUGUAUUGGACAUCAAGACGGAGUUGGGAAACAUUCUGGUCCGCCCCAAUGAAAUUGCCGUCAUACCGCGGGGCAUUCGAUAUCAGGUCAAUCUUCCGGAAGGCCCUGUCAGAGGUUACAUCCUUGAGCUUCACCAAGGUCACUUCACUCUGCCAGAGCUGGGCCCCAUAGGCUCAAAUUGCCUGGCAAACCCCCGAGACUUCCAGAUUCCCGUUGCAGCAUUCGACGAAGAUGAGUCCGAAUGGUCCAUCGUCAACAAAUUCAACGGGUCGUUCUUUGUCGCUAAGCAGAAACACACGCCAUUCGAUGUUGUGGCGUGGCAUGGGAAAUACUACCCUUUCAAAUAUGACCUGGGUCGGUUCUCAGUCAUCGGCAGCAUUUCAUUCGACCACCCAGACCCGUCAAUCUACACCGUCCUUACAGGCCCGUCUGACCAUCCUGGCACUGCUAUCGCCGACUUCGUUAUCUUUCCACCCCGAUGGCUAGUACAGGAAGACACCUUCCGUCCGCCCUGGUAUCACCGCAACACCAUGUCCGAGUUCAUGGGCCUGAUUUGUGGUGACUACGACGCGAAGACUGGCGGGGGCUUCCGUCCCGCGGGAGCAAGUUUGCACAAUGUCAUGUCCGCUCAUGGCCCUGAUGCAAGCACUUUUGAGCGGGCCUCCAACGCAGAGCUGAAGCCACAGAAGAUUGGGGAGGGGAGCAUGGCGUUCAUGUUUGAGAGCUCACUUAUGAUUGGGGUCACGGAAUGGGGUCUGGAAACUUGCCAGAAGGUUCAGAAUGGUUACAGCGAAGAUAGUUGGUCAAGUCUGGCGAGGCAUUUCAAGCGUCCAGAAUAA